Molecule: messenger RNA, 1434 nt
Organism: Aegilops tauschii subsp. strangulata
Lineage: Eukaryota; Viridiplantae; Streptophyta; Magnoliopsida; Poales; Poaceae
Product: probable WRKY transcription factor 65
Biological process (GO): regulation of DNA-templated transcription
Cellular component (GO): nucleus
Molecular function (GO): DNA-binding transcription factor activity; transcription cis-regulatory region binding
Source: RefSeq, a predicted model, not a curated record
GUCCCCGUCCCCGGCCACGGCCAGCCCCCACCCUAUCGCACGAAUUCGAACAGCGCCGCAGCGUCACGACGGCACAUGAUACAGGCACCCACACACAGCCUCGUGUUUGUUUAGUUCACUCGCACAGCCCACCUCCCCGUUUCUUUAUAUCCGGCGGAUCGCCGGCUUGUCUCUUGUAGCCGGUGGCAUCGAUCCAAGGACUACUACCCCCUCCGGCCCCCGCUCGCUGCUUCCUCCUCCAUUUCCGAUCGGUCGAUUGCGGUUGACAGCUCCACCGUCUGCUAGCUAGUGCUUCUCCGAUCGUGUUGCAUGGACGGCGAGUGGAGCGACGGGGCGGUGUCCGGCGGCGAGCAGAAGGCCAGCGGGGACGGCGUCUCGGCGGACUGCAACAGCCCGGGGUCGCCUUCGCCACCGGCGGUGCCGUCGACCAGCGGGAGGAGGCGGUCGUUGCAGAAGCGAGUGGUGACCGUGCCUCUCGCUGACUUGAACGUCCCGCGGCCCAAGGGCGUCGGCGAGGGCAACACGCCGACCGACUCGUGGGCGUGGCGGAAGUACGGGCAGAAGCCCAUCAAGGGCUCACCCUUCCCAAGGGCUUACUACAGGUGCAGUAGCUCGAAGGGGUGCCCGGCGAGGAAGCAGGUGGAGAGGAGCCAGGCCGACCCGGACACGGUGCUCAUCACCUACUCCUACGAGCACAACCACUCCAGCACGGUGGCGAGGGCGCAGAACCGGCAGACCCAGAGCCCCCGGAAGCCCAACAAGGAGCGGCCGCUCCCGUCGCCUGAGCCAGCGAAAUCCGACGGCACGCACCAUGGCACCGCCAACGUCGCCGGCGGCCUAGUCACCGCGAGCCCGGCGCCGGCCAUCGAGGUGCACGACGAUUUCCGGUGGCUCUACGACGUCGUGUCCGUCACCUCGUCGACGUCGCCCUCCGAAGUCGAGGCGGCCGACGACAUGCUACUGUACGGGCCCAUGUUCUUCGGCAAAGCGGUGGUCGAGGUCGACACGGCCGCGCUCCUUCCCGACGAGUUCGGCGGCGAGGCCAUCGGCGGGGGAGGAGGCGAAGAAGAAGACGCGAUGUUCGCGGGGCUAGGCGAGCUGCCGGAGUGCGCCAUAGUGUUCCGGCGGCAUGCCCGCGACGGCCUGGCGGCAAUGGCGGGAGGGGUCAAGGUCGAGCAGCCGGCGGAGGGCACUGCCAUGACGUGAGCAUGUCUUGUCUGACGUGUGGGACAGUUCUUCAAUAAGAUCGGCGGAUAAAAUUAGUUUCAUGUUCUGGCGCUUUUGUUGGUUAGCUUUCUCCCCCUUCUUUUGGUACCUUCUUUUACUCAUACUCCAUUACUAUACAUUAGCACACAGAAGAAUCUGAGACAUUACCAUUGCACAUAUUGAUUGGACGAGCACCUUUUGUCAAUGGUUUGGUUGAAUCACUUGUCU